UUUUUGUGACCGAGAACAUUAUGCUAAAGUCCCACGCAAUUUUGACCUGUUCAACUGCCUCAAGGCAUCGCUAUCGCGCUCUGACAGCAUCGCAUCUCCAGUUCCGUAACACCUCUGUCCAGUUAAAAUCCAUGUCGUCGCGGUGUCUUUUCUUUACAUUAAUGGCCUCAACUACAUUGUAAAAAAUCGGUUGAACGUCUAUAACCAAACUGAUUUAUCAAAAGAAGAUAAAAAGCAAGGGGAUAUGCCGAGAAGAAAGCAGGAAUUAUGAAGCUCUUUUGCUAUGUCUAAGGCAGCCGUGAGGAAGCUGCACUGGUGCUCCAAGGUCCAGGAGAGAUUCAUCCCCCUGGUUGGUUCCUCUGGGGAACUGGGGGUGGCCGUGGGCGGUGGAGCUGACUAUGGAGAGUUCCCAUUCGUCACCACAGCCCCCGGGGGCGGGUUCACAGUGGGCGACAUCAUCCUAGAGAUUGGGGGUACCCCUGUGUUAGGGAUGACACUAGGAGAUGUCCGGGGGGUCCUUAACUCCUGCCCCCAUCCCAUCCGCAUCAAGACGGUCUCACCAGGCUCUGCCUUGUGUAAGGACCUCAGGCUGUAUCUGAGUAAGUGCUUCACUCCAGGCUCCAUGGACAGCCAGCUUCAGCAGGUCAUCCGGGAGAACCUCUACCUCCGAGCCGUGCCAUGCACGACCAGACUGCCCCGUGAUGGGGAGAUCUUGGGGGUGGACUACAACUUUGUCUCCAUAGAAGAGUUCUUCUCUUUGGAGGAGUCAGGGGCUCUUCUGGAGAGCGGCAAGUUCAAAGGGAACUACUACGGCACCCCCCGGCCAGUACACAUCGGUCCAGAGAGCCCUCCCAUCACCUACCAGGAACACCGCAACCUGCUCCGGAACUUCCGAACACGCAGCAAGUCACUUAGUAACCUGGAGAAAGCAGCCGAGGAGGGGGAGAACAGCGAGGAAGACUCUGGCCUGUCAGGUGGAUUAGCGGGUAUCAGCAAUGCCCAUCCCGUCGCCUUGUCCAGAGGGUCCAGUGGGGGGGAUGGCAGUGCCAGUGUGCAAGCAGUGAUGCCUAAAAACUGGGAGGUGGCCUACAGCGACUCAGGAGAGCCUUUCUACAUAGACCAUAACUCCAAGAUGACCAGCUGGCAGGAUCCUUGUGCACAGAGCAGCAGAGAGACAACGCUUGACAAGAAUACAUUACCAGGGUUCACAGACCAGCCAGGGGAGCUGAGGGGUUUCUCUAUCCACACACGCUUCUCUAAAGGUCCCAGGGGGUUUGGUUUCAACAUUGUGGGGGGCAGCAGAGCCAGGGAGUUCCUCCAGGUCUACAGCGUCACGCCAGGGGGACCUGGAGCUCUCAACACAGCAGAUAUCCUGGUUUACAUCAACGGCGUCUGUGUCCUGGGAACGUCCCACAAAGAAGUGGUAGAGAUGCUGAAGGCAGUGCCUGUGGGCCACAGUGUGGACAUGGUCCUCCGGAGGGGAUACCCCAUGCUCUACAACCCCGACGGCUGCCCCAAGCAGCCCCAUCCUGGGUUCACCAACGUCUGUGACCCCCUCCUCCCACCCACCACCACCCAGCCCCAGCCCUCACACCAGUGCCUCCCCCUCCUCCGCCCAUCCACAGCCCCAACCCAGACCCAGUAUCAUAAUCUCAAUGGGGUCCUUUCUCACCACUAUGACGUGGGUUAUAUGGGUCCAGGAGUGGGGCCAAGACUAGAUGCCAAUGGGAAUGCCACCUCCACAGCUACCCGAUCACCAACCUCUUAUAGACACUCCAGCGGUCAUCUUGCUCACUCCACGGCCUCUACUCCACCAUCGUACAGACUGUCUAGUGGGCACCUUGCUCACUCCGCUGACCCACCCUCAUACAGACGAUCCAGUCGCUACCUAUCUGACUCCACCUCCCCUACGCCACCCUCAUACAGACAAUCCAGUGGUAGCAUCACUCCCACCACCCCCCGCUCACUGAGGGGCCUCGCCCGCCUGCAGGCCUCUGACAACUGCCAGAGUGACAGCGAGGUGGUCUCAGCCAUCGGCUCACACAGGGCACUCAUGAUUCGUAACCACAACAAUAACUCCCUCUCUACCCCCCCUCAGCCCUUGCACUACAGAACCUCUAAGAGUGACCUGUCUGAGAGCAACCUGUCCACCUCCUCCACCCUCCCUGUGUCCAGACUGCCCAUGCCCCAGUCAGAGACACACCCUCUCUCGUCCUCCCCUGGCGGAGGGGCGUACUCCCGCCUCAUCAGGCCCCAGGCCUCCCUGCUGAGACCCCCUCCCACCCCUGACAGCCCCCACCUCAGCUUCAAUGGCUUCCAUGGCAAUACCAGCGGCAGCGGCAGCCCCAACAGCAUCUCGUCUCCCGGGGCGAUGAGCCUGGGCAGUGGGUUUGGGGUGGGAGGUGGGGUUGGAGGUGGAGGGGAGCUUGUGCCAGUGGCCCUGGCCCAGUGUGAGGGUGGAGGGGGGAUGGGUUUCAGUGUGACGGCCGGGGGACAGGGGGGCAGACUGGCUCUUGUCAAGAGGGUCUGGGACAGGAGGCAGUGCUCCUCCCUACAGCCAGGGGACGCCAUCAUGAAAAUCAACGGAGCAGACGUCCAGAGUCUCAGCUUUGCACAGGUACAACGGGUUCUCCUGGAACACACCAAACAAGGACAAGUGAUUUUAUUGGUUCACAGAAGAGGUUCCCACUGUUCUUCCAUCUCCCCCAACUCUAUGCGGAGAGUCCCCUCACCACUCCUCCGCCCCCCUCCUCCAGACGUGGCGUCAGACAACAAUCCUUCGCCCCCUGCGGACGUCCUGAUCCUACCCCGUCCCUCCUCCACCCCUCCUCCUCCUCCCCCAGCCAUGGUGCGCUCCUCUCUGGUCCAGAGCACCAGUUUCCUGGAGUCAGUCCCAGUCACCCUCACCAUGGAGCCCAAAGACUGGCUGAACGAGGGCAUGGAGGAUGAGCGGGAAAGGGAGGUGGUGAUCCCAGGACCAGGACAGGAGGUAGGGGGACAGAACCGUGUGCCCCGGGGGUUUGAUGUGGAGCUGAGGAGGAAGCCGGGAGAGGGGUUCGGAUUUGUCAUCGCUUCAGAGGAUGUAGAGAACAGGAAAGCCGCCUCCCUCCUCCCUCACCGGUUCGUGACGGUGCGUCGGGGCAGUCCUUCGGCGAGGAGCGGUCAGAUCCGACCCGGUGACCGGUUGGAGGCAGUCGAGGGGCGUUCUGUGGUGACCCUACCCCACCGGGAGCUCGCCCAUAUCCUGCGCCGAGCGGGAAACACCCUACGCCUCACCAUCAUCCCCCGUCCUAGCACAUACUCAUCCAGCCUAUCAGAGACCACAGACUAUGACCCCAAUUACAGAAGCAGAAAAGGGCACAGGUCACGACCCAAGCAUGACUCUAGGUAUUACAGUGUAGAGCUCGACCGCGGCCCAACAGGUUUUGGGUUCAGUCUGCGAGGGGGCAAUGAGUACAAUAUGGGUCUGUACGUACUGGGGCUGAUGGAGGGAGGACCUGCCUCACGCAGCCACAAAAUACAGGUGAGUGACCAGUUGGUGGAGAUCAACGGGGACAGCACAGCAGGAAUGAGCCACAGCCAGGCUGUAGAGCAGAUACGCAGGGGAGGACAACGCAUACACCUGGUGCUGAAGAAAGGCAACGGAUACGUACCAGACUACGGCCGUGAGCGCAGAGUCACCUCCCCCUUCCUCGCACAGCAGCACCCCGAGGAGCAGAGUGUGGCUGCAGUAGACCUGGCCCGCCGGGCGAGCCGCAGCUACAGGUCCAAGAGAGAUCCCUUCUCCUUCCUAACUCCCUCCUCUGAGCUGGAGUAUGCAGAGUCAGGAACCAGUCACUCAGACAGCAGUGUGCAUGCUGCCAGUGUCUCUGGCCUCUCGAUGGCCCUCACAGAGGGGUCCGUUCUAGGGGCCCCGGCCCUGCUGCUCCCAGGCCCCUGGCUCACACCCAGCCAACAGAGGAUCACUGAGGAGUUGCAAUAG
Messenger RNA from Coregonus clupeaformis (lake whitefish), 3982 nucleotides. It is a transcript of the gene magixb, whose product is annotated as membrane-associated guanylate kinase, WW and PDZ domain-containing protein 1. The transcript is spliced from 19 exons. The record is from RefSeq and is a predicted model, not a curated record. Gene Ontology annotation, cellular component: cytoplasm. Gene Ontology annotation, molecular function: protein binding. Gene Ontology annotation, biological process: signal transduction. NCBI's taxonomy places the organism in Eukaryota, Metazoa, Chordata, Actinopteri, Salmoniformes, Salmonidae. The coding region runs from base 284 to 3982 and encodes 1232 amino acids.